AUGGCUGAUGGACAAGAAAGGCUUGACAGCGUUCCUGACUUGUCGGUGAUCUCGGCGGACUGCGAGGCCAUUCCUGUGAUGGAUGAUUUCGAAGUUGGCGUAGAGUUUGCCGACGACGAAAAUGACCAAAUGGUGGCGGAAUGCGAGGGCUCGACGCGGAAUACACAGAUCGCAACCCGCAAUGCCCUUUCUGCGAUGCGUUCUUACUGCCAGGGUCGUCACGUAGACAUCGACAACAUAACGGACAAGUCUCAACUUCUUGACAUAUUGUGCGAUUUCUAUAGUAACGUUCGCAGGCGAGAUGGUACUGUGUACUCGAGAGGAUCGAUGUGUUCCAUUAAGUGGGGCAUAGCGCGGUAUUUUUUCCGCUCCAGACGAUGGGACAUCGUUAAAGAUCCGUACUUCGUACCGGCAAAUGCCGUGUUUAAAGCCCAGUGCUCGCAGCUGUCUCGACAAGGCCGAUGUGCAAUAAAGCACCGGACAGAAGUAACUCCGGCAGAUAUACGCAAGUUAUACUACGGGCCGAUUACGAACACUAGUACUCCUCACGGGCUACAGAAUAAGGUCUGGUUAGACGUAAUGAUGUACUUGAACCCGGGAGGCAGACAAACGUUGCGGAUGCUCACGAAAGAGGCGUUCAUCAUCGGGGAGGACAACGGGCGCGGAUACAUACACCUGGACAGCGCCUUCCACGAAGACAAUGGCUUUACUAAUGCAAGUAUUACGUCUGGAAGGAUGUGUCAACGACCAGGAAAUCCAAGGUGCCCGUAUGCCAGCUUCAUGAAGUAUGCAUCAAAGUUGUCACCUCUUAUCAAUGCAUUCUGGCAGCGUCCGUUUGAAGCAGCAGAAGAGAGUGACUCGAUCUGGUACAACAGUACUGCAGUCGGAGAGCAUUUUCUUGGAGGCAUGAUGCAGAGACUUUCUAGGGAAGCAGGACUCUCUCAG
Priapulus caudatus is the source of this 945-nucleotide messenger RNA. RefSeq lists its product as uncharacterized. The record is from RefSeq and is a predicted model, not a curated record. NCBI's taxonomy places the organism in Eukaryota, Metazoa, Priapulida, Priapulimorpha, Priapulimorphida, Priapulidae.